GCGUGCACUUCCGUUAUGUAGCGUAGCACAUGUUGUACGUAUACUGGUGUCUGACUGUUCUGAGAGCGUAUUAUUGUUAUAAAAAUAUCAAUUAUACAAGUUGUGUAAUUAACAAGCAGCGAAGAUGGCAAAGUUUUGUUUGAAAAAGCCAAGUAAGCGCGUGCAGGCACGGAGGAGAUAUAAGGUUGAAAAGAAAGUCCGCGAACACAACCGUAAAUUGCGAAAACAGGCCAAGAAGCAUCCUAAAAAGAAAGCUAAGGUAAUAGAGAUUCCAAAUCAAUGUCCUUUCAAAGAAGACAUCUUAAAGGAGAUAGAGGCAAUGAAGAAGGUAAAUGAAGAAGAAAAAAGAAAACGGAAGGAGGCUGCUCGUGAGAAAAGACACAAGGAACUUGCCAAGAAUGGUCUUCAAGGAUUGGUUAAUGAAGCUGAGAGAAAGCAAUUGGUGCACAAAUCUAUGGAAGUUGAUACUGUUGAAGAUAAAGUUAAGGAAGCUGUAGAUAAGAAAGAAAAUUCAUUAAAGGCUUAUUACAAAGAAUUCAAGAAGGUUCUGGAUGCAGCUGAUGUUGUUAUUGAAGUUGUGGAUGCUCGUGAUCCACUAGGAACACGUUGUAAACAGGUGGAAGAAGCAGUCAGAUCUGCAAAGGGAAACAAAAGAUUGGUGUUGGUCUUGAAUAAGGCAGAUUUGGUUCCUAGAGCAAAUCUAGAUGAGUGGUUGAAGUAUCUGAGAGCUAGUUUGCCAGCCGUAGCGUUCAAAUCGUCCACGCAGAGUCAAGCGAAUCGACUGGGUAGAAGAAAGCUGGGUAGAAAAACGGAAUCCAUGAUACAAGGCAACACCUGUUUCGGUGCUGAAUUACUCUUGUCAUUACUUGGAAAUUAUUGCAGAAACAGUGGCAACGUAAAGACAAGCAUCAGAGUGGGAGUCGUCGGGCUUCCGAACGUAGGCAAAUCCAGCGUUAUCAAUUCUUUGAAACGCAACAAAGCGUGCAAUGUUGGAAAUACGCCAGGAAUAACCAAGACGAUGCAAGAAAUUCAAUUAGACUCGAAGAUAAAACUAUUGGACUCUCCCGGCAUAGUGUUCGCUAGUUCGGACGGGAACUUCGAUGAUACGUCUGUGGCCCUUAAAAAUGCCGUGAAAAUUCAAGGGUUGAGAGAUCCUUUCACGCCGGCGACCGCUAUUCUAAAGAGGAUCUCGCGAGAACAGAUAAUGGAAUUGUACGAUAUGCAAGACUUCUCGUCGCCGGAGGAAUUCUUCCCGAUGAAGGCGGCAAGAAUGGGGAAGUUUAAAAGACGCGGAUUACCUGAUGCUUUGGCUGCGGCGCGCAGUAUUCUUGACGACUGGAAUUCCGGGAAAAUUAGAUAUUAUACUGUACCACCCGAACAACCAGUGUGUCACGUAUCCGCGGAAAUUAUCAGUCAGAUGGCUAAAGAGUUCGACAUUGAGAGUUUCGCCACGGAGGAAAAAAUGAUGCUCGACAAUCUCGCAACGGACUCGACAAGUAAUCCUACUGUCGCGAAUCCUUUGUUGAUCGACAGUACGGGACCUGUCACGGCGAUGGAAGUCGAGAAAGAAACGCAAUACAAGGUGCAGAAAAAAUUAAAGAAAUUGACAGAAGCGAAGAAUGUCGAGAGGAAGAAGAAAACUGAUCCGCUGUCCGAGAUCGAUGGCAAUAAAAAGCUGAAUAAGCUUAAUAAACUUCAGUUCAAGAAGGAGAAGAAGAAAAAAGCGAGAGCAGAAAAAGCCGCUGUCAAACUAGCGGGACAACUUGAAGGAUUUAAUUUACGGACGGAUGAUUAUGACUUCAAUACAGAUUUUACAGCAUAAAAGUUGUGUUAUAUAAUUACGAAUAUAUGGUACGAAUGAGAAAGAACUAUAUAAAUAAUAAAGAUUACAUUGACGAAAAUA
Messenger RNA from Dinoponera quadriceps, 1903 nucleotides. It is a transcript of the gene Ns1, whose product is annotated as guanine nucleotide-binding protein-like 3 homolog. The record is from RefSeq and is a predicted model, not a curated record. The coding region runs from base 125 to 1822 and encodes 565 amino acids. NCBI's taxonomy places the organism in Eukaryota, Metazoa, Arthropoda, Insecta, Hymenoptera, Formicidae. Gene Ontology annotation, cellular component: nucleolus. The transcript is spliced from 8 exons. Gene Ontology annotation, molecular function: GTP binding.